Lolium rigidum is the source of this 1573-nucleotide messenger RNA. Its product is annotated as cysteine-rich receptor-like protein kinase 25. The record is from RefSeq and is a predicted model, not a curated record. Gene Ontology annotation, biological process: protein phosphorylation. Lineage: Eukaryota; Viridiplantae; Streptophyta; Magnoliopsida; Poales; Poaceae. The transcript is spliced from 7 exons. Bases 208 to 1206 code for a protein of 332 amino acids. Gene Ontology annotation, molecular function: protein kinase activity; ATP binding.
UCACAUGGACCCUAUAUUGUUAUCUCGGCCGAUCGAAAGACUCAACUUAGGCUCCAGUGAAGUCAACGUAUACCAUUCUUCUUCCUCUGGUUGCUCCUUUAUAUAUCUACCCCCACCAUCUGAUAGCUAGCAAGGAGACCAUUCAUACCAUUCCUCUCUUCCCAGCAGCAAGGAUCCUUCAAGGCCUCAAGCGCUCCUCUCAAAGAAAUGGCCACCGGAAGUAGAUCCCUCGAGAAACAGACAAGUACCGACGAACUACCAAAGCAACUACCAUAUGACUUUUUGAAGAAAAUUACAAAUGACUUUGCUGAAGAUCGGAAAAUUAGUGGAGGUCCAUUUGGAACACUUUAUAAGGGAAUUGUUCCUGGAAUUGGUCCUAAAGAUGACAAAGUGAUUUCUGUGAAGAAACUUCAGGAAAACGCACCGAUGCCACCUAACAAGACAUUUAAUAACGAGGUUCAGAAUGUAAUGGCGCUCAAGCAUGUAAACAUAGUAGAGUUGGUUGGAUUCUGCUGUGAAACACAGAAGAAAUUGGUGCAGUUUGAUAAAAGAUAUAUAAUGGCAGACAUCACUGAAAGUUUACUCUGCUACGAACAUUUACCUAUGGGGAGCGUUAAAGUUAAUCUUUUUGGGACAAAAGCAGCCGAGGUUGCGGCUUCAAGAAAAGAUUGGGACUCACGCUUCAAGAUAAUAAAAGGGAUCUGCCAGGGUUUACGUUUUCUACAUACGUUGGAUAUCCCUAUUAUCCAUAUGGAUCUAAAGCCCGAAAACAUACUAUUGGAUGCAAAUAUGGUUCCGAAGAUUGCGGAUUUCGCACUCUCUAGAGUCUUUGGGCAAGAACAAACCCGGUUAUGCACACAAACAGUUGUGGGAUCAUAUGGGUACAUGGCUCCAGAAUAUCUUUAUAGAGGUGAAAUUUCGGCCCAGUCAGAUAUCUAUAGUUUAGGCGUAAUAAUGAUGGAGAUCACCACAAGAGAGCAGAACAGUUCCGGAAAUGACCAACCGUCCGCAAGAAAAUUUAUUGAAAAAGUACAAAACACUUGGGAUAAGGAACAGCACAUAGCAUCGAAGUACUAUUCGUUAGGCCCACAGGGCCUCCAGCAAGUUAAACUAUGCAUCAAAAUUGCGCUGGAAUGUGUUUCUAUUGAUCGGAAACAGAGACCCACUAUAGUAGAAAUUGUUGAGAGGCUCAACGGAAUAAAAUGAACUGCAGUUCAAAUUUUAUGACAUUUCAGGUCUCUCGUGCAGUAUGGAGUGAGCCUACAAGUUGGGUCUCCAGAGGUCCGGAGAACAAAACAUAUUGCGGUAUUGAUGGGAGUCCUCUGUUCUAUUUUGAACUACUACACUUCAAUGUAAUGGCAUUGUGGAAGCACUAAAUGUAAUUUAUUUUUGGAAACUGCUCGUCCAGAUUUUCCCCCCUUUUUGAUCAACAUGUGGGAUCCAACAGGUUAUGGUGUGUUCUCUUAAUGUCAAUUUGAAAAGUAGUUUGUUUUUCCUAGCUAUUUUGAUUGAUAUGUAUUGUUCUCAGCUUGGGACCAUGCUAUUUAAAAGAAUACAUAUUUAAUAAAGAUCA